AUGGACGACCAACAGAGGAAACGAGCUACAAGAAGCCAUUUCGAGCAGGAGAGGAAUUAUUUUGCGACUUUGGAAAUGACAGAAAGCGACGAAGACGAGACAGCCACCUCUACUUCUGAUGAUAAUGUUGUUGACUAUGAAGAAUAUAUGAGUGAUGCUGAUUUCUUUAACAGUGAAUUUCAACCUGAAUUAGGGUUCUUGGAGGAGGAGGAGGAGGAAGUGUAUAAUUAUGGCGAUCAGGAAAUGGAGGAAGAUGAUGUUGAUCCAGACGAAUUAUCAUAUGAGGAAUUGAUUGCUUUAGGAGAAUCGGUUGGAGUAGAGAGCAGGGGAUUAUCAGAGGCUGAAAUUAGUGGACACUUUCAUCCUUUUGCAUGGAAAUCUCUUCAAAACUCUCUUACAAAUAUUGAUAGAGAAUCUGAGAAAGUUUAUAAGAGAUAUAUAGAAAUUAUAUCAAUGGCGGGAUUAUUCGACAAGCAGGCGGCGAUAUACUUGGAUGCAAGGCCUACUUAUCCAAAAGAGUGGUAUUCCAUGCUGGCGGAGCGAACCUCAAAUCACUCUCUUGCUUGGGACGUCGGCACCGGCAACGGCCAAGCAGCUAUAGGUGUUGCUGAACAUUACGAGCAGGUGAUCGGAACAGAUGUUAGUGAAGGGCAGCUGAAGUACGCAAUGCCACAUCCCAAAGUUAGCUACGUCCACACGCCACUCUCCAUGUCCGAUGAUGAACUAGUUACCUUAAUAGGUGGUGAAGGUACUGUUGAUUUGAUAACUGUAGCAGAAGCAGUUCACUGGUUCGACCUUCCAAGAUUCUACUCCGUUGUCACUCGCCUUCUUAGAAAGCCAGGAGGCGUAAUCGCUCUCUGGGGCUAUAAAGGCAUUAAUAAGAUUAGUCCUGCCUUUGAUGCAGCUAUACAACAUUGGUUUCAGACAGUACUUCCUCAUUGGAAUUCGAAGGCUGACAUUGUGGACGAUGCAUACAAGACACUUCCAUUUCCCUUUGAGAGUGUAGGAUUGGGUUCUGAAGGGAAUCCACUCUUUCUUGAUAUCCCAAAGGAAGUUUCAUUCGAGGGGUAUUUGGGAUUCCUUAAAUCAUGGUCUGCAGUUGCUACAGCAAAGGAACAAGGCGUGGAUUUGUUGCCUGCAGGGGUUGUUAAAGAGUUGGAGACUGCUUGGGGAGGUGCUAAUCUAGUUAGAACUAUUGUGUACAAGGCAUUUAUGCUUUCUGGAAAAGUAAAGCUUUAA
Fraxinus pennsylvanica is the source of this 1239-nucleotide messenger RNA. NCBI's taxonomy places the organism in Eukaryota, Viridiplantae, Streptophyta, Magnoliopsida, Lamiales, Oleaceae. The record is from the annotation of a GenBank genome assembly.